Labrus bergylta (ballan wrasse) is the source of this 1143-nucleotide messenger RNA. NCBI's taxonomy places the organism in Eukaryota, Metazoa, Chordata, Actinopteri, Labriformes, Labridae. The record is from RefSeq and is a predicted model, not a curated record.
AUGGAGCUACUUCCCCGCUCUGUAUUUAACCUUCUCUGUUCCACCUCAGGUAAAGUCUGGUGGAUGCUGAUGCUGUUUCUACGUCUGCUCGUCCUCCUGCUGGCCGGCUUCACCCUCUACGCCGACGAGCAGGACCGAUUCAUCUGCAACACCAUCCAGCCCGGCUGCUCCAACGUGUGCUUCGACGUCUUCUCCCCCGUGUCCGUCUUCCGCCUCUGGCUCUUCCACCUCAUCCUCCUCUGUCUUCCCCAUGUGCUGUUUGCCACCUACGUCGCGCACAAAGUCAUGACGGUGUAUUAUCCGAGCGUUGGAGGUUUCUUCUUCUUCGACAGGAGCAGAGGAGGUUCCACUUUUGAGAACUCGAGCUCCUCCAGAGAGCUGUCCUUACACAAAGCUCCGAUUCAUGAACUUCCCCGAGAAUGGGGAGUGCCGCGUUUCUACUGCGCCUACCUCCUGGUUGUAGUUCUGCGGAUCCUCCUGGAAGUGUUUUUCAGCGCCGGGCAGUUUUUCCUCUUCGGUUUGUCCAUGCCGAAGAGCUUCCUCUGUUACGAGGCGCCCUGCACGUCCGGAGUGGAAUGCUACAUCUCCAAGCCGAUGGAGAAGACGCUAAUGCUCAACUUCAUGCUGGGCGUUUCCUCCCUGUCCGCUCUGCUGAGUUUCUUCGACCUGGUGAGCUCGGUGAAGGCCAUGGUGAGGUGGAGGAGGAGACGGGAGAUGCUCCUGGAGGAGAUGAGUAAAGCAGGCGAGCAAAGCAGCGUGUUCACGGCCACUACCAAUGAAGACAGCGACGUUCUUCUAACCAGAGGGAUCAGCCUGAGUGGAAGCUCAAAGAGCACCAUGAAAGAUGAGAAAAAUGCAAAAAUCUACGGUGAAACUUUCAUAAACCCGGCAGAAUCCACCCAGGACCACAUGCCCGAAAACAAAGACAUAUCGCUCUCUCCCACUCCAGUACCGACUCACUUCGUCCUCCACAGCCACCUCAGACCUCCAAUGUCUCCUCGUCCUGAUAGGAUACCGCCGCCGAACCCCAGGGCGCCAACACCCGUAAGGGUCAAACAACUGGGCCAGUUCACUCCAGCUGCAGCAAACUCAGGCCAACAGUCAGACAGCAGUGACUCUCAGGACAAGAGGGCAUGGGUGUGA